Solanum dulcamara is the source of this 1685-nucleotide messenger RNA. RefSeq lists its product as uncharacterized. The record is from RefSeq and is a predicted model, not a curated record. NCBI's taxonomy places the organism in Eukaryota, Viridiplantae, Streptophyta, Magnoliopsida, Solanales, Solanaceae. The coding region runs from base 1 to 1398 and encodes 465 amino acids. Gene Ontology annotation, molecular function: protein binding. Gene Ontology annotation, biological process: regulation of flower development. Gene Ontology annotation, cellular component: nucleus. The transcript has 5 exons.
AUGGAAUUCUCUCUUCCAUUGGUUCAAAAUUUGCAUUUUGUUAAGGAAGAGAUGUCAAGCCCCCUUAGUGAUCAAAUUUUGAAUAUUUGUGAAUCUGAAUUUUUCCCAAAUGUACAAAAUUCAGAAGUUGCUUCUAGCUCAAAUUGUUGUAGCUAUGAAGAACAGAGUUCAUAUUCAAACAAUCUUGAAAUGAACAAGUUUAGUAACACUAUGGAGAAACAUGAAGAAAAAAACAUCACAACAGUUACAUCUAAUGUUAUUAGCCCUUCAAGAAUCAACAACAACUACGAAAACAACAACAUCAACAACAUCAACAACAACAACAACAACAACGAUCUCUCGAUUAUAUUUGAUCCUCAAGAAGAUCAUCAAAUCGAGAAUGACAUUUCUGCUUCGAUAGAAUUCACACAAGAUGCAAACUUUUCAAUCCCACAUCAUUUACUUCAAAAUCAACAUCAUCAAGAUUUAUUCGACAUAAAUUCUCUCAACGAUCAACAUAUGAAAAUGACAGAUUAUCAUGUUUCAGAUGGAUCCCUUCAUCAGUAUACUCCUGAUCAACCCCCUACUGUUCCACUUAUGGGGCCUCCAUUAGGACAUUACUAUGAAGACGAAUCUUUGUCAUUUGUACCUUCUUACAUGCGCGUUCCUACAUCUUCUUCUUCUCCUUCUUGUCCCCUUCUUGAUCCUAAUUCACUCGCGAAUUACUUACCUUUAAACUCAAACACCAACAUCCCUAAUGCUGAAUGUUCAGCAAUACUUGCUGCUGCUGCUGCCACCCCUGGAGGUGGCUUGUUUUUCAGAACAGAGUUUCCACCAGUACAAGAAAUGGAUUUUCAUGUAGAUAGUACUAGAUUAUUCUGCCCUGAUUCCUUACCACGAGUCUAUAACUGUUCUAACGAGCUUCAGGCACUAAGCAAUGAGAGCCAACAUUUGGCUAGUGCUACCCCUUUGGCAUCAGAAAUAACAAAUUUGGAAGAUACUACUUUUAGAGCUGUCAAGUGCACGCCGGAGGAGAGGAGGGAGAAGAUUCAUAGAUACAUGAAGAAAAGAAACGAAAGGAAUUUCAGCAAGAAAAUCAAGUAUGCAUGCAGGAAAACACUAGCAGAUAGUAGACCGAGGGUGAGAGGAAGAUUCGCGAAAAAUGAUGAAUUUGGAGAAGGUAGUACUAAAACAAAUUCUUGUGGUACACAUGAAGAUAUCACAAAUGAUCAUCAAGAUGUAAAACUCAAUUUUACAUAUCAUCAAGAUCCUAACAUGAUUACUUCGUCUUCUGGACAUGAUCAAAAUAAUGUUAAUGUUUCUCAUAAUGGACGGAUUUUUACUUCGAAUUGUCACUCAUGUACCAGUCCCUAUGAUAUUUGCCCUCCUCUGUACUGUACAGAUGGCCAGUUGCACUAAACAAUCCCGCAGAUGAACAAUUCGAUCUACACAAGAAGAUGAACUGGUGAAGUCAUAUAAGAUACCUUUGGUGUAAAUAACUUCAGUCGUCGUCGUCCACCAAUCUUGGAUUUCAUCAGGCAGAUUUUUACAGUUGCUUAGUUUUUUUCCAGUAGCAGAGCCAAACUGUCCCAAUUAUAAAGGGAAUAAUUAACAUUUUAACACAUACAAGUUUAGUAUAAUAAUUAACUCAAUGGAACUUCACAAGUGAGGACAUGUAAAUUUUGUAAAUCUAUACUAUAUAAUUA